Messenger RNA from Toxoplasma gondii ME49, 922 nucleotides. RefSeq lists its product as hypothetical. The transcript is spliced from 2 exons. The coding region runs from base 527 to 922 and encodes 131 amino acids. The record is from RefSeq and is a predicted model, not a curated record. Lineage: Eukaryota; Apicomplexa; Conoidasida; Eucoccidiorida; Sarcocystidae.
AUCACUCUACGAUUCUGGUGAUGAACGAGAGCUAACCAGGGUCUUACCGUGGGGUCUGGGCUAAGUACGGAGACGUAUCUGCGUCAUCAGCAUUUGACAUACCCAUUGCCCAUGUCCCGUCCGUGCACGUAGAUUGUCGCUAGACCCGGCAUUCAGGUCUUCAGCGUAGCAAAGUGGAUUGGUCUUUACCUGUAAUUUGUCCGUGGUCAGGACUGGUGGUACGCCAUUUACGAUGAUCCUUCGCGCAGCUGCUCGUGGCAGCCAACAGUAAGUCGCCCAUGAUAUAGAUCACGACUUCGUUACCGCUGUAAGGUAGAAAACAGAACUGUCGGCUGUGCGCGAAAAGGAGUUCGCAGUCGGGAGAGUAAUAGCCGGAGGCUGGCCACUCCAGCGGCGGAUGCUUUUAAUAGACCACUCACCCUUUUGACUUUGGUUUAUCAAGGGAAGUAUUUUCUGACGGCUUGUGCUGUCACUAACGAACCUGCAGGCGUACCUCGGCGACAUACCGCCCGCCAUAAAGGCCAAAAUGUCCGACAUGAAGAAAAGGUGGCUUUCGCGCCAAAUGAACAAAUAUCGCUUCCUAGUCUUGCUCUUGUGGCUCGGGGCGCUCUCAGCGCUGGCGAUGACCAUUUUCUUGUUAGCCAGGCACUGGGAGAUGCUUUUCGAUGAUCCACAAGCUUGGCAGGUGCUGUACACACUGACGCUGCCGGUGUGGAGCUGGGGAGCAAUCUGCGGGUUUCUCAGUAUUUUGCUGGCGGCCGUAGCCCUUCGGUUGCAGGCCAAAGUUACCUCUAAUUCCCAGAAAGGUCAAGGCACCCGCUCGUGGAAAAGCGUUGGAGCGGCAAAACGCUUGGCAGGAGGUGAGCCUCCGAAGCCGACGCGCAUACAGCCUCUCCGCCAGUGCAAACACGCCGAAGGAUAA